AUGUGGGAAUAUUUAAAAAAGGUUUACAAUCAAACGCAUUUAGCUAGAAGAUUUCAAUUGGAGUGUGAGAUUACAAAUUACACUCAAGGAGGAUUGUCUAUUCAGGAUUACUUCUCUGGUUUUCAAAAAUUAUGGGCUGAAUUUUCUGAUAUUGUUUGUGCUACCGUGUCCAAAGAUUCUCAAAAAGAUAUAUUGGCUGUUUAUGAUGUUAGCAAGCGUGACCAGUUUUUGAUGAAGCUACGGUCAGAUUUUGAGAAUGUUCGUUCUAAUUUGAUGGUCGUCAUCCUCCUCCUUCAUUGGAUAUGUGUUUUGGUGAAUUGCUUCGUGAAGAACAGUGUCUUCUCACUCAAGCCACUCAUGAACAAGAAAAGUUGA
Ananas comosus (pineapple) is the source of this 375-nucleotide messenger RNA. RefSeq lists its product as uncharacterized. Bases 1 to 375 code for a protein of 124 amino acids. Lineage: Eukaryota; Viridiplantae; Streptophyta; Magnoliopsida; Poales; Bromeliaceae. The record is from RefSeq and is a predicted model, not a curated record. The transcript has a single exon.